AUGAUGAGAGGUCGUCUGCACCUCCUCGCAGCACCUGCAAGCUCUGCAGGCACAAUGAUGCAGAUGACGCUCUGCUGCACGCAUAACGACCGUCGCACCCUUCACAAUGGCAAUCGCAUCCUGUGGCACCACACGUCGCAGCGGGUGCGCACAGUCUCCGUCUCACUCACUCCUGUCCCUCUCCCUGAGAACUCAUCGGCGGCCGUGGCACACUCACCGGCAUGUCAGAAAGCAAUUUGUUUCCUCUUCCCUCGCACAUCGCACAGUAGCACCGCCAAACGCAUGUCGCUCCUCCUUUCACAGAUUCUCCUCAGACACGCCUCCCGCCACAUUCAUCAGCUCACAGGCACGCAGUCCGUAAACGUCACGCUGCUGCCCCGCAUGACGGUGCCGCACACACCAACACGGCACCCCGCCACUCGGUGCAAGCAGUGUCUGGACACACAAAACAGGUUGCCCCAGUCAACGACAGCCCCCUCCAAGCAGUGA
Molecule: messenger RNA, 489 nt
Organism: Trypanosoma cruzi
Lineage: Eukaryota; Euglenozoa; Kinetoplastea; Trypanosomatida; Trypanosomatidae
Exons: 1
Coding region: 1-489 (162 amino acids)
Source: RefSeq, a predicted model, not a curated record